Molecule: messenger RNA, 567 nt
Organism: Cyclopterus lumpus (lumpfish)
Lineage: Eukaryota; Metazoa; Chordata; Actinopteri; Perciformes; Cyclopteridae
Product: mucin-20-like
Exons: 2
Coding region: 1-567 (188 amino acids)
Source: RefSeq, a predicted model, not a curated record
AUGACCACACCCACCCGGAGGAGCGACCACACCCACCCGGAGGAGCGACCACAUCCACAGGGAGGAGCGACCACACCCACAGGGAGGAGCAACCACACCCACCCGGAGGAGCGACCACACCCACCCGGAGGAGCGACCACACCCACAGGGAGUAGCGACCGCACCCACCCGGAGGAGCGACCGCACCCACCCGGAGGAGCGACCUCACCCACCCGUAGGAGCGACCACACCCACCUGCAGGAGCAACCACACCCACAGGGAGGAGCGACCACACCCACCCGGAGGAGCGACCACAUCCACAGGGAGGAGCGACCACACCCACAGGGAGAAGCAACCACACCCACCCGGAGGAGCGACCACACCCACAGGGAGGAGCGACCACACCCACCCGGAGGAUCUACCACACCCACAGGGAGGAGCGACCACACCCACCCGGAGGAGAGCGACCGCACCCACCCAGAGGAGCGACCACACCCACCCGGAGGAGCGACCACACCCACCCGGAGGAGCGACCACACCCACCCUGAGGAGCGACCACACCCACCCAGAGGAGCGACCACAUUCUGA